GGUUCUUAGCAGCUAAACAUGGCAGUGUGUGAGAUUCCUUCGGUGGUGCUAGGUUCUUCCACCGGCGAAGUGAAGAUGCCGGUGAUCGGGAUGGGGUCUGCGCCAGACUUCACCUGCAAGGCCGACACGAAGGAAGCCAUUGUCGAAGCCAUAAGGCAGGGCUACAGGCACUUUGACACCGCCGCCGCCUAUGGCUCUGAGACUGCCCUCGGAGAAGGCAUUAAGGAGGCUCUUCAGCUCGGCCUCGUCCCCUCCAGACAACACCUCUUCGUCACCUCCAAGCUCUGGUGCACCAACAAUCAUCCUCACCUCGUUCUUCCUGCUCUCCAGAACUCUCUCAGGAGUCUUCAGCUGGAGUACUUGGACCUGUAUCUGAUUCACUGGCCCAUCUCUGCUAAGCCAGGCAAGUUCUCGUUCCCUAUAGAGGCGGAAGAUGUGGUUCCUUUGGACUUGAAGGGAGUGUGGGCGGCCAUGGAAGAAUGCCAGAGGCUGGGCCUCGCCAGAGCCAUCGGAGUCAGCAACUUCUCCGUCAAGAAGCUCGACGAUCUGCUCUCAUUCGCCACCAUUCCGCCGGCGGUGAAUCAGGUGGAGAUGAACCUGGCAUGGCAGCAGAAGAAGCUGCUGGACUUCUGCAAAUCAAAAGGGAUAGUGAUCACAGCGUUCUCGCCGCUGAGGAAAGGAGCGAGCAGGGGACCCAACGAGGCCAUGGAGAGUGAUGUGGUGAAGGAGAUAGCAGAAGCGAGGGACAAGUCAAGCGCUCAGGUUUGUCUGAGAUGGCUCUACGAGCAAGGCGUGACCUUCGUGCCAAAGAGCUACAACAAGGACAGGAUGAACCAAAACCUGCAAAUCUUUGAGUGGUCAUUGACUGAAGAUGAUCAUAAAAAGAUGAGUGCAAUAAAGCAGCAACGUUUGAUCCAGGGACCCACCAAGCCUCCGCUUCCAGAUCUGUACGAUGACGAAAUAUAAACCAUAGAAGAUAUUUGAUUGAUUAGGGUGUCAUCGAUUCUGCAGAACACAAAAAUAAAAACAGAGGACUCAAUGACUUGACCAGAACAGGAUCAAAACAGAGAAAAUAAAAGGGCUUAUUGAAAUUGCAUACCUUUUUGGAAAAACGACCCUCAAUUACUUACGGAUUGAUACCAUAGCUCAUGCUUUCAAAAUUUAACAUCAUGUUUUAUAAUUUCUUUCCUCGAUAUGACAAGUGAAUUUCGUGUGUGUGUGUGUGUGUGUGUGUGUGUUACUUCCCCUGUAUAACAACUCCAAAAAGCUUUAGAGAAUGA
Messenger RNA from Neltuma alba, 1280 nucleotides. Its product is annotated as NAD(P)H-dependent 6'-deoxychalcone synthase-like. NCBI's taxonomy places the organism in Eukaryota, Viridiplantae, Streptophyta, Magnoliopsida, Fabales, Fabaceae. The record is from RefSeq and is a predicted model, not a curated record. The coding region runs from base 19 to 966 and encodes 315 amino acids. The transcript is spliced from 2 exons. Gene Ontology annotation, molecular function: oxidoreductase activity, acting on the CH-OH group of donors, NAD or NADP as acceptor.